AUGUCUACUGUUUCUGCGAGAUUCAUGAAUUCGGCUUUUGCCAAGAUCCAUCGGACUGGUGGUCGUAGAUCAUUUGCUUCGAGCGAAAACCUAGUCAAGACUUCGUUGAAUGAGCUCCACAAAGAGCUCGGUGGAGACAUGGUUCCAUUUGCAGGGUAUGAACUUCCCGUUCUGUACAAGGGGGAGAAUGGUGGUGUUAUGAAAGAACAUUUAUGGUGUCGCGAUGAUGGUAAAGCAGCCCUUUUCGAUGUUAGCCACAUGGGUCAAAUUCGCUGGCAUGGCAAGGAUCGCGCUGAUUUUUUGGAGAAAAUCGUUGUUGGUGACAUCAAGGGACUACCAACUGGUAGUGGAUGUCUGAGCCUGGUCACCAACGAGAAAGGUGGAAUCAUUGACGAUACAGUAAUUACCAAUGCUGGAGACUACAUCUACAUGGUAGUAAAUGGAGCGACGAAGUUUGGCGACAUGAAGCACUUUGAAGAACAGAUGGCUGCAUUCGAUGGUGAUGUUACUAUGGAAUACUUGGAGGACUCGAUGCAGUUGUUGGCCAUCCAAGGUCCCGGUGCUGCCGAGGCUCUGAAGAAAAUCGUUCCUGGUGAUCUAGAUCUCUCAAAGAUGGCAUUUAUGACAGGAACAAAUACUACACUUGAUGGAAUCGAAGAUUGCCGUGUCACCAGAUGUGGUUACACUGGUGAGGACGGUUUCGAAAUUGCCAUGCCAGCAGAACAUGCUGUUUCGAUUGCCAGCAAACUUUUGGAGGACCCAUCUGUCAAUCCGACAGGACUCGGAGCUCGAGAUUCCCUUAGACUUGAAGCUGGACUGUGUCUUUAUGGCAACGAUCUAAAUGAAAACAUCAAUCCAGUUCAGGGUGCUUUGGCAUGGACUCUUGGAGGUCCAGGAAGUCGAAGACGAACCGAUCAAGGUUUCUUGGGAGCCGAACAUUUCUUGACUCCCGAAGGAAAGUUGAGAAAGCAAGAGAACAAGCGUGUCGGAAUCAAGGGAAUGAAGGCUCCCGCCCGAGAACACGCUGAAAUUUACGAUGUCACUGGAGAGAACAAGAUCGGCGAGGUUUCUUCAGGGACGUACUCUCCUUGCCUCAAGGCUCCAAUUGCCAUGGGAUACGUCUCAGCCUCCAACGCUAAGGUUGGAACAGAAGUUCAGCUCAAGAUUCGAAACAAGAUGCAGAAAGCGACAAUCACAAAGAUGCCAUUUGUUGAAGCACGCUACUACCGAGUUCCAUAA
Molecule: messenger RNA, 1239 nt
Organism: Cylindrotheca closterium
Lineage: Eukaryota; Bacillariophyta; Bacillariophyceae; Bacillariales; Bacillariaceae
Source: the annotation of a GenBank genome assembly